AGCUAAAUGUAUUACUUAUUAAUGAAUUCAGAUCUUAACGAGACAACAUGCCAUAUGAAGAUACUUGACCCAAGUCGCUCAUAGGGAUACUGCAGCCAAGCAAUCAAGAUGCGAGCUGCAACAAAAGUCCUGUUCGCAGUUAUUCACUGCUUCAGUGUUGCGACUGCUAAUGAGUUCAUGAAAGACCGACCGCCUCCAUGUGAUGGCCAGAUAUGCCCUUCGAACUCAAUUCAGUUCAGCAGGAUGAUGGGUACAGUUGCAAAGAUCGAAGUCACUCGUUCUUUGCUAGGCCAAUCAGCAUGGAAACAGCAUUCCCAUUACAUCAAGCCAUAUCCUAUGCCAUCACCGAAAGAUCACCAACUGCAUCAUUCAGAUAAACUAGCAGAUCCAAAGGAAUCUCUUGCAAAAUUCUAUCGCUAUAUUUCAGCAUUAGUCGAUGCUGGACGUGCCAUCCGUCAACAGCAAAACGAUGGCUCCACAUCUACGGAAUUUUACCACAGCACCCACUACUCAAGUCUAAAGCCCUCUCCUCCAGGAACACCGGGUCAUUACCAACCAGCAAAAGAAAGCUUUUUCCGAAUUGCCGAUUCGCUACUGAAUUUAUUGAUGAAAGAUGUCGGCUUUAGAGCACGGUCUUUGAAUGCCUCCAUGUCCAUAAGACCUACAGCAACUUUUGAAAAACCUAUCCGUGCUUCUCUCGCUUCAAUGGACAUUGACAAGACAGGGUCGGCAGAUAUUCAUACUGAAAAUCAAAAUAUGAUGAGGAAGUUCAUUUUACAUAUAGUCAAGAGUAAACUUCCAUCUAUAGAAUCUUUUAUGCUGCAAGAAAGGGUUGAUAUGAGAAACAUUUCCGCUUUGAAACAUUUAGUGAGCAAAAAUUUGACCAAGAUGGCAGAUAGCUACUUGAAGUUUCUCAAAAUGUUUUUGGAUUUCAGUAAAUCAUAUCCUUGUCCUGGAGUUUGUCAACGGAUUGAGGAAAUGGUUACCUUUUGCAAAAAGCAGCACAUUCGUUGUAAUCGGGAUUCAUCUCUUUCAUCGCUUCAACCAACUGUAAGCCUGCAUGAUGCUCCUGAAAAACCAUGUCCUUCGGGCACUCGAAGGUGUCCUUUUCAGCGUGAGUGUGAGGCUGAAUCGAGUCCUUGUAUUAAAGACAUGGACCUGUUUCUACAUACUCACCCCAGACCUACCGCAUCCAGCAAGGAGCCGUUGUCGUUCGCGUCAAGGACACCAAACAUGGGCCCGCAAAGACCAAUGGCCAACAACAGCAUGCUUGGGUUUGUGUGGAAAGAGGUUGCAAAAGUGAACUCUUCAAUGAAAUCCGAAGGCUUACAAAAGAUAUUUGAUGCAUUGCGUGAGCGGGUCUUGGGUGAAGGUCGAGGCGGGGAGCCAAAUAGAGAGCAGGAACAAAUGCCUGGCAAAUGUGCAAGAAUGUGCUCUCAGAGAAACAUGACAUUUUGUUGGUCGGAGAUGCGUUGCAAAAGAAUCGGUGAAAGAUGCAGCUCUAUGCACUUAGCGUUGAUGAUGAACCGAUCUGCCUUUGAAGAUCAAUCAAAAUGCCGUGAAGGAUUCUAUUGUCCUGUAUAUGGCAACUGCACCAGGAGCCCGGAAAGCUGCAAUCCAAGAAUAUUUAUGAAUAUCUCUUGUGACGAAGAAUGUAUGAGAGUUACUGGUGGUAAGGGAAGAGCCCCAAGCCCAGAAGAUGUCAAAAUUUUUAGACUCAAAUGCAAAGACGGUGAAAAAUAUUGCCCUAGAAAGUUUGGUUGUGUUUUAACUGCAGAAAGAUGCGACGCUGAUCCAAAGCUGGAGGUUCCAUUGGAAAUGGGUCAUGCAAAUGAAAAGAAGGUUUUCUGCAGAAUGCGAGAUCUUCUUUGUCCAAGAGUUUUCAAGCAUUGGAUGAGGAAUAAAAGAAUGUGUGAAUCGAAUAACGACAACAUAACCAUGACAAUAAAAGCGAGCCCAAAGCCAACAAUGGUGACCAGACCCACUCGUGGCUCUCCUAUAUCAGCCAGUUAUACAAAGCCCGUAACACAUUCGAACCAUAACUCCAAAGUACCUGGACUAAGAACCAGUCCUUCUUCGGCUCACAGACCAACACCACCGACAUCAACAGAAUCCAGUGGACAGAAUGAACCAUUUAUAACUUUGAAAGACUAUUUACCUCUUCGGAAUCAAAUCAAACUGCCAGGAAGAAGCAACUUUGUCGUCGUAGCAUCCAUGCCUUGUGGAUCAGCCUUCAAUUUCAAGCUACUCACUCGCAGCAGUAGAACUGGUGAAGAGGUAGUCAUGCCAGAAAUAAAAGCAGGAAACAGCCAGAUAAGGGGAGUUUUGCUGCCUUUAGAUGCUGUGCUAAGAUUCAGCCCAGUUGCAGAAAACUUCUACGGUGUAUGCAUCAUAAAAUAUUCAGUGUUUCUCGGAUCAAGGCCUAGGCUCCUGCAAGUUGCUGAAGUGGCCGCUGAGCAAAUGUAUGGGUCGAUAGCAUUGGUCGUUUUACCUAAAGUAUCCAAAGCUGAAGCUACUUUGUUACAAAAACGACAAAUUGUGGAGAUGAACGAAGACACCAAGAGCCCCCCGUGCUUCAAGAUCAGUGACAAGUUAAACGUUACAAAAGAUGCGUCUUUAGCAAGACAAGCUAUUCCUGCAGAAAUUGCAACGAAACUUGAUUCUAAGGUUUAUGAAAAAUAUAUCUCCCUACUGGCAGCUCAAAGGAGUGCAAGAAUGAGCAUAGCAGUGGUAAGCUGUGAAGGACAUCCUUGGAAAUUUGGCACAUGGAAAUACAGAGAUGGCCAAUCAAGAAUGCUGUCAUUUCCAAAAGAAUGUAGCAGAAAAAGACCUUUCAUUAUAGGCUUGGAAACCUGCAUUGCCUUUUAUCCAAGAGAGGAUUUUAACGGGAGACUACAUUUAGGCAUUUUGGGAGCUGUUACUCCAACAGAUAUCAAGAUAUCGUCCCCGAUACUUGGUGACAGAAUCGUGAAAAUUGAAGUGAAUGUAAAAGAACAGCCUGACGCUCCUGAAUUGUCGGUUGUGGACACCUGUCUUCCUUCUCUGCCCUUCGAUUUGCAAAGAUCUUCAAAUGCUGGGUUUCAAGUUGAAGAUAUCAUUAGAACUGGAAACACACGUUGUGGCAAUGCAGGCGGUAAAAAGGCGACCGGGGAGUCAUUGCUAAGGAAUGAUGGCAGGUUUGACCGAACCAAAGUUGGACUGGCAAUUAAACACGUGUCAGAGUGCGGGCAUUUAGGAUACUGGGAAUACAAAUUACCGGGCAGAUCCUUCGAAAGAGUCAAUAUUGCACAGGGUGGACUAGCUCUUUGCUUGAACUCAUCUAUGAAGAUCCGCUUUGUACCAGCCAACUACUCAAAGUUAUGGAGCAUUCAACAAGCAAUGGGUUGCUCAUGGAUCAAAGCCCGUGUCUGGAUGUCGCUGUCUCAUACCGAGUCCGGUUCUUGCAAUAUCUCUGGAGAUGCAAAUAGACUGUUUAGCCAGCAAGCUGUACAAAUGUCUGUGACAAGAAACGGCUGUGACGAUGUGCCAGGAUCUAUGAGGCAACCAGACGGCUGCGGAAGGUGUGGCAGCAAGAAAAUCUCAAACAUCCAUUGUCCUUGUGACGGUGUUCCUGCAUCGGGUGCUGUUUUGGAUGAAUGUGGUCGAUGCAGUGGUGGUACCACUAGGAGAGUAUUUCACAAACGAGAUUGUGCAAGAAAGUGCUAUGCAAAUGGAACUCAAAGUGAAAAUGUUGUUGAUGCUUGUGGCAGAUGUCAAAAAAGAUCGUUUGUAGGAAAAGACGCAAGGGAUUGCAACGGAGACUGUGUGUUUGGGAGAAGCAGAGCUUGCAUAAACAAGUGUGGCAUCUGUGUGGGUGGAAGAACGGGAAAACCACAUAACCAAGACAUCAACCACUGUGGAGUUUGCAAAGCCAAUGCCACCUCUGCGUGUGCAAAGAAACUUGAAUUGGUUAGUGAGAAGGAGGUAAAUUCUGAAUCAAAGUUUGAGAUCAAAAUGAAAGCAGUUGGAUUCUCGCGCUUCCAAUACUUGUCUUGUACCCUGGAGAAAUCUGGAGGGUCGCCGAGCGACAUCAUCCAAAUCGGCAAAGGACUAUCUCGACCCUUUAUACAACAGAAAAGGACACAACAGAGUGAUGAUUUGUGUGAAGAUCCAGUCAUUUCUGAGUACCAUGUUCAAAUCUAUACUUUUGUGAAACAAGUCGGUGAUUACACAAUGAAAUGCAAAAUCGAUGGCGAAGGAAGCGAUAUGGCCGUUGAUGGCGGAGUUUUGAAAGUGACGAGCAGCUCUUCUUCGGUGCAGGGAAUUUUUCCGUCAGAAAUCGACAGCUGUCAAAAUGGCUCUUUUGUUAUAAAGGGAUCUGGAUUCCAGAACUCUGUCAGUUUGGCUUGCGGUGCAUCGUGCGAGAGGUAUUGUGAUUUCAAGACCAAAGCAAGGUUUAUCAAUGAAUCAGCCAUUCAAUGCAGCAUAAUCAUAAGCAGCAACAGAAAAUCUUGUUAUGCUCAGAUGUUCAAUCUACAUGUUCUGAAGAGCUCGGCUGUGCGGCCACCGUCAUUUGCAAAAUCGUCGCCGACCGUAUCCGUACGCUGCCCACAACCCAGGGCAAUCUCGGCUGCAUUCUCUACCGGCAUGAGACGGCUGCUAAUCAAUCUUGAUAAACCAGCGUCUUUUGUUGCGGCAAGUCAAGGUGCAAGUCGGGAUAAAGGGAACGUGAGACCAAGCUGUGAGUCUUUUUUCCAUCAUACGACAGUCGAAAAGCUUGGCGGUUCACGCUGUCAACUGACGUACAAGAGGAUUAUCAUAAACAUCGCAGUUGGUUCAAUCUUGAUAUCGACAGCUAACGGCUCCAAGGUCCAGUUAACACUCAAUAGAGAAAAUUUGAAGUGCCUCAGGGAAGAACAGUAUUCUGUACUCAAAGGCGAAAGGUUGCAAAAAGUGGAUAUCAGUUUGCCGGGAACCAACAUCCAAGCAAAAAUAAGUGGCCAGUCGUCAAUCGGAACGUGCGAAAAGACAACUUUCAAUGGUAUAAAAUCUUCUGGAGCUGGUGGUGGAAAGCUGAAAUAUAGUUGGGAACUUCUGGAAAAGGAAAAUAGAAGCACUGUGGUCCAAGCAGAACAAAGAAGAUCUUGGUUCAAAGUAAACGGAAAGACGCUAAUUGCGAAUAAAGAAUACAUCCUUAAACUCUGCGUAAGAAAUGUAUUUGGCCAGCAAAACUGCAUGGAGAAAGAGAUCAGAACUAUUGAUAACCAUAAUUCUACAAUGUUGGUGAAAAUUUUAGGCGAUCAGCAAAGGAAACUAAAAGGAAUGAGAAGAUACCACUUAAAACCAAUCGCAAGAGUUAGCCAAUGUCAGACAGGAAAAAAGCCAACUUCAAUGAAUUUCUUGUGGGAAGUUAUUGGCCUAGACCAAAUAAUUGUAAAGAAUUAUGAAGGAAGAAAUCUGCUGGUCAAGCCGGGAGAUCUUGAGCCUGGAAAGAAUUACACAUUGAAAGUUGUUGCAAGGGCAACUUUGGAUUCAGGCAAAGUGUUGACGGGUGAAUCUUCAAUCAAAGUUGAAGUUGAUGGAUCACCUUUGAAAGCCAAGAUAAGAGGUGGAAAGAAAAUGACUAUUGGUUGUAAAGACAAAGCUGUGUUCGAUGGACGACCAUCAAUUGACCCUGAUGAAACAAGUCAGUCUGCGAGGUAUGCUUGGGAAUGUACAGAAGAAGGCGGAGAGCCAUGUUUUGAAAAAUCCAAUCCGACAAAAAGGCUUGUGCUGGAGGAGAAAAGUCGCAUUGAGUUGAAUGCUGACGAAAUUCUUGAAUGCAAAAAAAGCUAUGUGUUCAAAUUGACAUACUCCAAAGGUGAGAGGCAGAGUUCGUAUAGUGUAAAUGUGAAUUUAAAGCCCGGAGAGCCAGCAGAAGUGAAACUUGAUCAGAAAAGAAACAGAAAGAAGAUCAUCGUAAUAGGUUACAUCAAAACGACGACUACAGCGAACACAACUUGGAGCAGCAUUGAACAAGAAGGCUACACAAAACUGGACCUUUCUGACCAAAGCAUUGUCAGAUUAGUAGGUUCUGAGUUUGUUAAAGUCAGAGGACCCCGCCAGAAGACAUUCCGAAGGAAAUUUUUGGUAAUAGACAGCGAAUUUCUACCUGAAGGAGAGAAAUACCUAAUCCAGUUGAAUGCAACUAAUGAAGAUGGCUGGAGUACAGCACACAUUGUUGUUACAACACCGUCACCACCGACUAAAGGUGAGAUAAUUGUGGAGCCAGCUAAUGGAACAGCCUUGAAUACCAGUUUUACGAUUACUCCUGGUGAUGGCUGGGUACAAAAAGACGAAGAAGAAAUUAGAUACGAGAUUGGAUAUGAAAUGGAAACAUCUGAGGGGAAAAAAGAUGUAAUAUUGAGGCCGUUCUCGGAACAAAAUUUCAUUGAUGGAGUACAACUGCCCCCAGGAGAUAACGCUAGGAACAGCACUAUAAAGCUGUAUGUGAAGGCAAAGAAUAGCGAAGGAAUGACUGCAAAAGCAACUAUAGCAGUGAAGGUGAGACAGCCAGAAGCAAUCAGUUUAGAAAAAACAAAAGAUAUGCUGGACAUGGCUGACCAGGCAAUCAAAGAGAGAGACAUGUCAAAAGCAGUUGGACUCCUUGCUACAAUGGCAGAGACAGCCAAAUCUGUGACUAUGGAUUCACCCAGCGAUACCUCAAUCAACGAAGAUCUCACUAAACAGGUAUCAUCCAUAUUGGAACAAAGUCCUUCAGAUGAAACAAGACAAGCUGCAUUGACUGUUUUAGAAUCAACGACACUCCCAAAGGAAGGAGUGGAAUUAAAAGGAGAGACCAAAGAAAGCAUUGGUGCUCAAAUUAGCAGGGUGUUUGUCACAAGAGAGAAAGUCAAUGAGCCAUCUACAUCUAGAAGACGUAGAAGGAGCGCCGAGCAAGGCACGCAAUCCCAAGAGACAUUUACUGCAAAGACGAAAGAAGAGGUCGAUUCAACAAUGACCAUUUUUGAUAAUUUAAUUGAUGAGCACACAUCAGGAAGCUAUCAAGAUAAUUUGAAAGACAACUUCACCACUACUGUGCCUCAAUUGCUGCGGUCUCUUUGUGCUGGUACAGUGACAACUGGCGACUAUCUCGUUUCCAAGAGUAAUCUCUCAACCAUACGAGCAAACCGGCUUCCGGGAUUCACGUUCGAUUCAGAACACGUGAAUGUGAGCCAUAACGAUAUUGGUCCACAAGUGCUCCUUGGUUCUCACUUCAAGAAGAUUUAUGAAAGUUGGAAUUGCUCUAAGAGCGGUCUGCAGUGUACUGAGGUCUGCGCCGCAUCAGUAUCGUACCACUACAACAUGUUUCCAGGCGAAUUUGCAGGCAGAAUCUCAGACGUCGUAAAGAUAAUGUUGAUCAACCCUGAGAGCUACGAAAUUCAGAAACACGAAACAAUUUCACCUGCAGUCCUGUUCAAGAUGACCCUAAAGGAAGUCCCAGAUGACCAACAUUAUGUAGAGUGCAGAGCAUGGAAUGCAGCCGGUUCAAACUGGACUAAAGAUGGAUGCGCUACUUGGUAUAAAAGUGGAAAUACAGCAACAUGUAACUGCACCAAGUUGAAAACAGUUGCUGUUUUUAAGGUUCAAUUGCCCGUUGUCACCACUUUCUUUCCACCCACUACAAUACCAGAUUCAUCGCCUACACAAUCAAUGCAUCGCAAUGGUUCACAGUAUAUAUCUAGCAACGAGACAAACAGACCAACGAAUCCACGAACCCGCUCAAAUCCGUCUCCAAUUCAAACCACAGGAAAAGUUGAUGUUCAGCUUCCAAUUGUGGUAUCAUUCAAAUUCCCUGUGGAUUUCGAAGCUUUCAGUAACAAAGUUGAUGAUCUGAAGAAAGCAAUCGUCGAUAUGCUGUCCAUGAAACUGAAGAUAUCUAAGAUGCGUAUUGCCAACUUGGAAGUAAGAGCCGGAAGCAUAAUUGUCACGUUUACUCUUCUUAACAAUACUUACCAUAACAGUGAAGGCAAUAUAAACGAAGUCAAGAGUUUAUUGGUUUCAAUGGCAAAUAAUGGAACACUCAACUUGGUUUUUGACGGGAAAAGUUUAGUAGCAGAGGGUGCAAGCCUCAAAUUUACAAGCCCUGCCGUCACGCAAGCACCAACUCCCAGUAGCAAGCAGGAAACUUCCAGUAAAACUAUUAUCAUUGUAGCUGUAGUUUCAUCUAUUGUGCUGGUUGUGGCUGUGUUCAUCUUAAUAGGGUGCUACAUGAAGAACAGACAAAAUAACCAAAAAACAGAUCAAUUUGCAAAAUCAAACAUACUCUUUGCUGAUAACAUAAAGCUGCAGGAGCGGGAUCCAUCUCCAGAGUCAAUGGGCACUGAUAACCAGAGGUUCUUGAGCAGUCCAAACGAAUUCAAGAGCUCUUUUGAAAACCCCGUUGCAACUAGCCCUUCUCCUGAAGAACCUCGUGUUGUAACCCCGAUGAGAGAUGGGCCUCCUGCUUCGGAUAGAUCCAGUGCUGGCACACCAGGUGCAAUGGUUUCAGUUGGGAUUGGCUCAUCUGCAUCUCUAAAGAAGUCCUUGUUCAACACAUGAAGCAUUUAAGCUGAGGGAAAAGACCCUGGUUUAUUUAGUAGCAUAUCAAGAUUUUGUAAAAUAGAUGCACUAAACCUUAACUAAAAAUAGGUUUUAAGUAGUAAAGAGCACAUGAAAAACCUACAAAAGUCUGCAACAUACUUCUAAGCAACAGUCACAUUUAUUGCGAUAUUUUGCAAGCAGCUUGAACAUUUUAAAUUUCACACACUAGCUAGUUAAAAGUCUUUUUCGGUAUAAAAGUAGCUGCAUCUUUCUGUUAAUAAAUUCUAGCAUUUAAGUUAUGUAGCGAUUUUGAAGUGUGAAUUCAGGGCCGGUGAAACGUGUUUCACAGUACAGGGGCCAAAGUGGUAAACUAUGGAAAGUACUAGAAAAAGUCACCUGGAUUGACAGCAUGAUAAAUUUUAGAAGCAUGGUAUUCAAAAGAUGGCCAGAAACUACAAUGGCUCUCUAAUAGUUUUGAUCAAGAAUAGUUCUAGGUAGUUUUUCAAGCCUUCAAGCCCACUAUGUCCCAAAAUUUUAUGUAUUUUAAUAUUGAAAUGAAAUAGGAGAAGUCUUGUCAAGUUUUAUAAUAACCUUUAUAUUGGAGCGAGUAAAAUAAUUUUUUGCAUGAAAUGAAAAUAAGAUGAUGAUGAGAAAUGAAGAAAACAGAGUUUAGCAAUAAAAAACAUGAAAAUAGAAAUAUCAACAGAAAAACUUCAUCGACUAGAAAUGAAAGAUUAAGCAAUUUUGUAAAGUUUGGGAAUUAUUUUGUAGAAUCUCAUUGCAAAAGUUUUAAGGAAUAAAUUGCCUUCUAAUAAAAACCAAAAAUUUUCAGACUGGGCUCGUCAAUACGAAUUUCAAUAGAAUUUAACACUUUGGCUAGAUUUUAACAAUGAAUACUUCGAUUUUAGGGUUAAGACAAGGAAGAAUAGUAUUAUUUGAGCUUGCUUAAUUCUCCCUCUACUACAAAUGUUUCAAGAUUUGCAUUUGCUCUUUUUUGGCAGUACAGGAUCAUCAAUAAAAUCAGACUCUGAUGCUUUCUUCACGGUACUUCACGGUACGGUACUUUCAAAGAAAAAUCUGCCAAUUCUUUGUUUCUCAAGUUCUCAAAACUAUUUUCGGGCGACCUUUUUGAACAGCGAAAAACAUGGAUUCAGCUCUUCAAUAUGGACCCUUCCUCGCCUAAAACAGUUUAUAAUAGACCUAUUUGUUGUAUACUAUACUUUUUACUGUAAUAUCUAGUGGUUCUCUCUUUCUGAGCUUUCUGAGUGAUUUUAGAAAGAUAUUCUCUCUUUCUGAAACGUUUUUGAGGGUUUUAGGCCAUAGAAAUAACGAAACCUUGUCAUAUGGCAUUUGGAACAAGUUAUUCAAAAUCAGUUUCUUUAGAAAUUCCUAGAAGAAAAAACUUCGCAAAGAUUGUACAGUUGUUUGUAACUGGCCAUCAAAUUUUUAAAGAUGUUAAAGAACUUGAAGAAUGAUUCAGUUUGCUCAAUCAAAUUAAAAACUAUGGGCAAAGAACUUUUAAGCACAAUAAAUUACAGAAUGGUACACGAAAUUUCUUUCUGCUUUUGCCUGAAAAUUUUAUUUUGCUCUGAAGGAAAGUGGCUUUCCGGUCCCCCGGCACCCAACACCAUUUUUCCGGCUCUGCAAUUAGUUUUGUAGACAAAGGUUGGUUAACUUAUUUUGUAAUCGAUAAAAAUUUGACAUUUGAAACUGGUUUUCGGUCACA
This is a messenger RNA of Rhopilema esculentum, 10267 nucleotides long. RefSeq lists its product as uncharacterized. Gene Ontology annotation, biological process: calcium ion transport. Gene Ontology annotation, cellular component: plasma membrane. Gene Ontology annotation, molecular function: monoatomic cation channel activity. Lineage: Eukaryota; Metazoa; Cnidaria; Scyphozoa; Rhizostomeae; Rhizostomatidae. The record is from RefSeq and is a predicted model, not a curated record.